Molecule: messenger RNA, 384 nt
Organism: Grammomys surdaster
Lineage: Eukaryota; Metazoa; Chordata; Mammalia; Rodentia; Muridae
Gene: Tmem213
Product: transmembrane protein 213
Exons: 3
Source: RefSeq, a predicted model, not a curated record
AUGUUCCCCACCCCAGGGCACCUCUGAAGCAGCAUGGCCCAGACAGGUGCCUUCCUCCGCAGCCCUGGGUACCUCACCUCUGCCACGCAGGCCGCCCUGCUCUUCAGCCUGGUCCUCACCUCCUUCUACUUAUCCUGCGGUACAGAAGCCAGCAGCAGCAACUCAACCCUGAACACACACCACCCAGACCCUGGGACCCCGGAGCAGUGUGCCAACGUCGACUUCUGCCCACUAGCCUCCCUGUGUUGCCGAGCUUCCGUGGACGAGUACGGCUGGAUCGCCGCGGCGGUUGGCUGGAGUUUCUGGUUCCUCACUCUCAUCCUGCUGUGUGUGGACAAACUGAUGAAGCUAACUCCAGAGGAGCCCAAAGACCUGGCAGCAUGA